Amphimedon queenslandica is the source of this 2838-nucleotide messenger RNA. RefSeq lists its product as uncharacterized. Bases 61 to 2763 code for a protein of 900 amino acids. The transcript is spliced from 11 exons. Lineage: Eukaryota; Metazoa; Porifera; Demospongiae; Haplosclerida; Niphatidae. Gene Ontology annotation, biological process: signal transduction. Gene Ontology annotation, molecular function: protein binding. The record is from RefSeq and is a predicted model, not a curated record.
GCCACGUCUUCUCGUCUUACCUUUACCUCUCCUUGUAUACAAUACUUAAACUAGUUUCAAAUGGCUUCAAAACCAUCACAUUUCCCAUUAGAUAUUAGCAAGUUAAAGUUUGUUUUACAAGUCUUGAGGCAUUACAAGUUUCCUGAAGCAAGAUGGUUUGAGUUUGGAUUGAAUCUUGGCCUGCCUUAUCACACACUGAAAGCUAUUGAGUCAGCUAAUAAAGGAGAUCCUUCAAAUUGCCUGAUGGAGUGUUUAGCCAAGUGGUUGACUGAAGGCUCUGAUCAUACUCUUGUAUGGCAGACACUGGCUAAUGCACUCCGUGGAAUGAAUGCAUUAGCUGUUUCUAAUAAUAUUCGCAAAACAAUGGCAGAUCCUGUUAGUGAGAUAUUGCAGUGUUAUAUUGGUAGACUAGCUCAAGUUGUUCUUACUGAGGAAUCAGUUGAUCUCUUACAUACAGAGGGAUUGAUAUCUAAGGAUACAUUAACAGAAGUGAAGAGUUGCGGUUGUUCAUUGGUAGGAGAUCCAAUGUUACUAAUAUUAAGUGCUGUAGCUGAAGAUCAUAGCAAGUUAUGUACUCUGACAAGCAUUCUAAUGAAAUCAAAGGAAGCAGUGUCUUUAGCUAGUGAUAUAAUAAUGGAAUAUGGGAAGUCAUAUCCUUCAGCAGUAACAGUUAUGCCAUCUUGUCAACAAGCAAGUACUUCAACAUCUUCAAGAUCUGGACAAUUACAAGAUAGUAGUAGUGAGACUCAAGUAACUACCAAUACUGAUGCUACUCCACAAGGUGUAUUAGAGGUUAGAGUUAAUCCUGGCUUUCAAAAGAAGUUUGACAAAAUAUGCGAUUUGCGUGGUACACUUCUUGAUGAUAUUGCUCCUCUCAUUAAAAAAUCAAUUCCAUCUCUGAAUCACCUUAAAACCUACCUUCGAAGAUGUCGUCCAGAAUUAAAGCCUCGAUUGAAAAAAGCCAAUCGCUUUAAGGUUGUAAUGGAAGUGAUUGAGGAUGAGUGUUCUAUCACUAACGUUGCUCUAUUGGAGACUAUAGUGAACAAAUACUCAAUACAAGAUGCUGGAGACAUGAUAUUAGCUUAUCAGACACACUUGGAUGAAUUCUGUGAGAACAAAUUAACAAUGUUUUGUGAUCGUGAGCUUAAGAAAUUAUCCUCUUCUCUCCUCACUUGUGAGACGAUCAAGUUUGUUCUGGAUUGGAAACCAAGUGAACGAUCUCUCUCCGAUAUCAGAGCCCUACUGCGCGUAGCAUUUCAAGAUAAUCAAGUGGAGGUGGUAGUGAUCAAGGAAGGGAACUCCAUCAUUGUUACUUGUUAUGCUCCUCAUUAUCUGAUGGAGAGUUUACUAGUGACAGCUAGAGAUAACGUUGAUAUGCUAAAGGAGAUGGGAUUGAUUAGUUUAACUAUUGGUUACUAUACUGUGUAUGAUGAACAUGCAAUUGAUGAGGAGGUGAAGAGUCUAAUGAAGAAACUCGAGAUGGUAGAGAGUGAAAGAGAUGAUUUACUUGAGGAGAAUGCUAAAUUGAAGGGUACAAUAGACACAUUAGAGUCUGAGAAGGAAGAGAGUAAAAAGAAGAUGACAAAAGCAAUGCAAAUGGAAAUAGAUCAUUUACGAUCAUCUCUUCAAAGCAAAACAGGAAUAGAAGAAAUGUUAAUUGGAGUAGAGAAAACAUUAAUUGAAAGAGAAAAGGAGAUAGAACAGUUACAGGAAAAGAUAUCAUUAAUGAAUAUACAGCAACUGAAAGAAACUUUAAUUACUCUUAGAAAGGAUCAGUCUACACAAUAUAUGGAUCCACCAAAAGGACCAGUUUAUGUAGCUAUUAGAGACUGGGAGGCAAGGAAUAGUACUCAACUUUCAAUCAAGAAAGGAGAGAAACUUCAGAUCAAGGAAGAGCGUACUAGUGAAUGGUGGUUAGCAAGAUCAUUAGAUACUGAUCAAGAGGGAAUUGUUAAUAUUAUUGAUAUUAAAAAAGAUGAAGAGAGUGAACUGUCAACAUUGGAAUCACUUGAACUAUUUCAUUAUGCAAUGACAGAAAAUGUUGACAUACCUAAAAUCAAGGAAAUAAAGAUGAGGAGCAACGUUGAGAGAGCAAGUCUUUUUUUAUCAAUAAUUAAACAAGAUUCAGUUCUGCUAGAUCAACUUAGAAAAAAAGAACAUGGAAAACCUAAAGCAAUUAGGUGGUAUGAUGAUGGUGUUCAACUGACCUCUCCAUCUUUAAUACAAUGUCAAGAAGUAGUUUCUCUAUUAACAAGCAAGCAUCAUAGCAUAAGAAUAAUGAAAUCAUCUCCUGACAUUGUGUGUGAUCUGUUGCCAGUUUUAUUAGAAAAUGAAAAUGUGAAAUCCUUGACAAUACGUGACACUCAACUAACACAGGACUGCAUCUCAUCUUUAUGUAACUUACUGGCUAAUGACAAAUCACUAGAAGGUUUAUAUCUUUGUAACUGCUCCAUUGCUGACAAAGCAGUUACUGAUGUUAUAACUGUAUUGCUGCAAAACAAUACACUUAAAGGAUUAAGCUUCCAGAGAAAUUCUCUUGUUACCUCUGCUAUUUCACUGAAUCUUUCUGAACUAAUCAAAAAUUCAACAUUAGAAGUAUUAGAUCUAGCAGGUACUUCAAUAUCAUCUGAUGGAAUAGUACUAAUUCUUCAAUCGUUAUUAGUUAAUAAGAAAAUGAAGCUCUAUCUACAUACCGACGACAAAGACAUGUGCACAGAAUAUCGUGACUAUAAUAUCAUAAAAGAUAGAGUGUUUUUCUAUUAAAAUGCUGACAUUAAUUAUAGUGAGAUUGUUUUCUUUUCCAUGUAAACUUUUUCUCUUUAAUUCUAUUUUGUCAUC